Messenger RNA from Naumovozyma castellii, 1008 nucleotides. RefSeq names its product leucine carboxy methyltransferase (gene PPM1). NCBI's taxonomy places the organism in Eukaryota, Fungi, Ascomycota, Saccharomycetes, Saccharomycetales, Saccharomycetaceae. The transcript has a single exon. The coding region runs from base 1 to 1008 and encodes 335 amino acids. The record is from RefSeq and is a predicted model, not a curated record.
AUGGAUAGAAUAAUACAGCAGACAGAUUACGAUGCCCUGUCAUGCAAAUUAGCUGCCAUUGCGAAAGGAUAUCUUCCUGCCCCUCAAUUUUCUGAUCCUAAUGAAAUUGAAUCCUACAAGCUAAUACAUUCAGCUUAUUUUAACACUUUAAAGACACACAGUAGAAGAAUUUAUGGCAAGAUAAACAAAUCAAUUAGUUCUUCUUUCCCCGUGAUGAAUAUUGGAACUUAUUUACGUACUGUGGCCCUUGACUCUCAAAUUGAAACUUUCUUACAAAAAAAUGAUAAAGUUCAAAUAAUCAAUUUAGGAUGCGGUUCCGAUUUGAGAAUGUUCCAAUUAUUAAAUAAGUAUGAUAAUUUGACAAAGUAUUUGGAUCUUGAUUUUAAAGACUCCAUCUAUUUUAAAAAUGAUAUUCUUUGGAAUACCGAGCUAUUCAGAGAUACUUUACAUUUGGAAAGAUCCAACGAAACUGAUGGUGAAUUGGCUCAUUCUGAUCGUUACAAAUUAAUAUCCUGUGAUCUAAAAGAUACAACAAAUACAAUGACCAUAUUGCAAAGUCUCACGGACUCACAAAUACCGACUUUAGUAAUCACUGAAUGUCUUCUCUGCUAUAUGCCACAAUUAGAGUCCCAAACUUUAAUUAAUUCUAUUAUAAGUUUUUACCGCGUGGGGGAAUGGUUAUCAUACGAUCCAAUUGGGGGUGAUCAACCUAAUGAUAGGUUCGGAUUAAUAAUGCAAACAAAUUUAAGGGAGUCAAGAAAUUUAGAAAUGCCCACGUUAAUGACUUUUAAUUCAAAAGAAAGUUAUGCUUCUAGAUGGAAUAUCAUCUCCAAUGAUAUUAAAACUAACAUUGACAUUAAAGAUAUGUGGGAAAUAUUCAAUUCUGACAUUGAACCAACCGAGAAGCAACGUCUGAAGAAAUUACAAUUCUUAGAUGAAUUUGAAGAAUUGAAAGUUAUGCAAACUCAUUAUGUCCUCUUAAAUGCGCAAUGGGAACAUGCUCUAUAA